ACUCAGCAGCCGCUGACUGACUGACUGGAGCGCAAGCUUCCAGCUCAAUCUUCGUCCAGCGGCGCAGGAACGUUGGGUUCGUCGUCGUCGUCGUGUCUGCACCGGAGAACAAAAGACGUUUAACUGCACGGUCCCAGUGGCCGGCUCUUCAUCACCGCUAGCUUGAUGCUCCCCGCAGCCUGCUAGCCUUUGUGGCGGCGCCGUCCAUGCAUCCGGGGAACCCCUAAAGCACCCUGGGCUGGGAGAAGCCUGCCUUGCUCGCCUUGACACCGCGAAAUACCCCUUGAGUGGCUACCAGCUGCCCUACACCGAGAGAGGAGGCAUCGUCACCACUACCAUCGGCGAGAUUCCAGUGUUUGCAGGCUCCAGAUUGACACACCAAGAGGCGAUUGAUGAGUAAUAUUCCCUCCAGAUAGAGCACAAUGUUGCGCACCACGGCCAACAUGCUGGCGACUGGAUUGCUUGUCUUGGGAAUGUUGCACAGCUCGGAAUUAUUCACCCCACCGAGACCCAUUGAUGCCCCAAAGACGUGCAGUCCAAAGCAGUUUGUGUGCAAAGAUGGAGUGACCUGCAUCUCAAAAGGAUGGCGCUGUGAUCGAGAAAAAGAUUGCCCAGACGGCUCGGACGAGGAGCCAGAUGUUUGUCCACACAGUGCCGUUUCCCGGUGCCCCCCCAAUGAAUACCAGUGUGGUGGGACAGAGCUCUGCAUCCAUAUGAGUAAACUGUGCAACGGUGUGUCAGACUGUACAGACGGCUGGGACGAGGGACCACACUGCCGAGAGUUGAUAUCCAACUGCACACUGAAGGGCUGUCAGGGCAGCUGUGCAGUGACUCCAGGAGGUGCGGCUUGUUACUGUAAGAAUGGCUAUGAGAUCAGCCCAGACGGAAAGAGCUGCAAAGAUUUCGACGAGUGCAACGUCUACGGCACCUGCAGUCAGACCUGCACCAACACAGAUGGCUCCUAUACUUGCUCAUGUGUCGAAGGUUACUUGCCUCAGCCGGACAAUCGAUCCUGCAAGGCAAAAAAUGUUCCAGUCGACCGUCUGCCCGUGCUGCUGAUUUCCAAUUCUCAGAACAUCCAGGCGACCUCCCUCAGUGGAACCACAGUUCACAGCCUUUUAUCAACGAGCACCAAACAGACCACUGCCAUGGACUUCCUCUAUGCUCAGGAGAUGGUCUGCUGGAUCCACAUGGGAGACUCGCCGUCAUCCACGCAGCUGAAGUGUGCCAAGAUCCCUAAUCUGAAAAGCUUCACCGAAGAGAGAGCCAUCAACAUCUCCUUCAGCUUACACCAUGUGGAACAGAUGGCCAUUGACUGGCUAACAGGAAACUUUUACUUUGUGGAUGACGUGGAUGACCGGAUCUUUGUGUGCGACAAGGAUGGCCAGACAUGUGUCACUCUGCUGGACCAGGAGCUGUACAACCCGAAAGGCAUCGCCCUGGACCCCACCAUGGGGAAGGUGUUCUUCUCCGACUAUGGUCAGAUCCCUAAGGUGGAGCGCUGCGACAUGGAUGGCCAGAACCGAACCAAGCUGGUGGACAGCAAGAUUGUAUUUCCACAUGGCAUCACGCUGGACCUGGUCAGCAGGCUUGUGUACUGGGCUGAUGCCUACCUGGACUACAUUGAAGUGGUGGAUUAUGAAGGGAAGAACCGACACACCAUCAUUCAAGGCCUUCUGAUUGAGCAUCUCUACGGGCUGACUGUGUUUGAAAACUAUCUCUACGCCACCAACUCGGACAACGCCAACAUGCAGCCUAAGACCAGUGUCAUCAGGGUCAACCGCUUCAACAGCACUGACUACCAAGUGGUGACUCGGGUGGACAAGGGUGGCGCUCUCCACGUUUAUCACCAGAGGAGACAGCCUCCAGUUCGUAGCCAUGCAUGUGAGGUUGACCAGUUUGGAAAAGCCGGAGGCUGUUCCGAUAUCUGUCUACUGGGAAAUGGCCACAAGACCCGGACGUGUCGUUGUCGCUCUGGAUUCAGCCUGGGAAGUGAUGGGAAGUCGUGCAAAAAGCCUGAGCAUGAGCUCUUCCUGGUGUAUGGCAAAGGUCGUCCAGGGGUGAUCCGCGGCAUGGACUUGAAUGCCAAGGUGCCUGAUGAGUACAUGAUUCCCAUCGAAAAUCUGAUGAACCCCAGAGCCCUGGACUUCCAUGCUGAGAGCGAGUUUAUAUACUUCGCUGAUGCCACCAGCUAUGUCAUUGGACGCCAGAAGAUUGAUGGAACAGAGAGAGAUACAAUUCUCAAGACAGGAAUACACACAGUGGAGGGAUUAGCUGUAGACUGGAUGGCAGACAACUUGUACUGGACAGAUGAUGGACCCAAGAAAACCAUCAGUGUGGCUCGUCUGGAAAAGGCUUCACAGACUCGUAAAACUCUCAUUGAAGGGAAGAUGACUCACCCCCGUGCAAUUGUUGUGGAUCCUCUGAAUGGGUGGAUGUACUGGACAGACUGGGAGGAGGAUCCUAAGGAGAGCAAGCGUGGUAAAAUUGAGCGGGCGUGGAUGGAUGGGUCCAACAGGAACGUGUUCCUGACAAGCAAAACCGUGCUGUGGCCCAAUGGUCUGAGCCUGGACAUCCCUCAGGGUAUUCUCUAUUGGGUGGAUGCCUACUAUGACCGAAUUGAGAUGGUUUACCUGAACAGCUCAGAGCGGAAGACUGUGUAUGAGGGUCAGGAACUGAACCACGCCUUUGGUCUGUGCCACUAUAAACACUUCUUGUUCUGGAACGAGUACCGCAGUGGUAGCAUUUACAAGCUGGACAGCACCACCGGUACUGCAACCGUGCUGCGCAAUGAGAGGCCCCCCAUUUUUGAAAUCCGCAUGUAUGAUGCUCAGCAACAACAAGGCUCUAACGCGUGCCGUGUGUACAAUGGAGGCUGCAGCAGCUUGUGUCUGGCCAUUCCAGGUGGUCGGCAGUGUGCUUGUGCUGAAGACCAAAUACUUGACCCCACUGACAACACCAGCUGCAAAGCCAACCCGUUGUAUGUGAACCCACAUCAGUGUCAGCCAGGAGAGUUCAUUUGUAAGAACAACCGCUGCAUCCAGGAGCGCUGGAGGUGUGAUGGAGACAACGAUUGUCUGGACAACAGUGACGAGGCUCUCGACCUGUGUCACCAGCACACUUGCCCCACUGACAGAUUUAAGUGCCAGAACAACCGCUGCAUCCCCUUGCGCUGGUUGUGUGAUGGCGACAAUGACUGUGGGAAUGAUGAGGAUGAGUCCAACACCACAUGUUCAGCUCGGACUUGCCCACCAAACCAGUACUCAUGUGCGAGCGGACGCUGCAUCCCUGCUUCUUGGACCUGUGACCUGGACGAUGACUGUGGGGAUCGAUCAGAUGAACCAGCGUCAUGCGCGUAUCCUACUUGUUUCCCCCUGACACAGUUCACAUGCAACAACGGACGCUGUAUAAACAUCAACUGGCGCUGUGAUAAUGAUAAUGACUGUGGGGACAACAGUGAUGAGGCAGGCUGCAGUCACUCCUGCUCCAGUGCUCAGUUCAAAUGUAACAGUGGCCGUUGCAUUCCGGAUUAUUGGACCUGUGAUGGCGAUAAUGACUGUGGGGAUUACAGCGAUGAGACCCAUGCUAACUGCACGAACCAGGCCACUCGUCCACCUGGUGGCUGUCACACCGACGAGUUUCAGUGUAUGAUGGACGGCCUUUGCAUCCCCUUGCGCUGGCGCUGUGACGGCGACACAGACUGUAUGGACUUAAGCGAUGAGAAGAACUGUGAGGGGGUCACACACAUGUGCGACCCUGCCGUCAAGUUUGGGUGUAGAGACUCUGCACGGUGCAUAAGCAAAGCCUGGAUGUGUGAUGGAGACAGUGACUGUGAGGACAACUCUGAUGAAGAAAACUGUGAGGCACUGGUGUGUAAACUCUCCCACCAUGUUUGUGCCAAUGACUCCACCAUCUGCCUGCCUGCGGAGAAACUCUGUGAUGGCACUGAUGACUGUCCAGAUGGCUCUGACGAGAAACUCUGUGAUCUGUGUUCACUUGACAAUGGUGACUGCAGCCAUAACUGCACUGUGUCACCUGGGGAAGGUGUGAUAUGUUCAUGUCCCCUGGGAAUGGAGUUGGGAUCUGAUAACAAAACCUGCCAGAUCCAGAGUUUCUGUGCCAAACACCUCAAGUGCAGUCAGCGCUGUGAACAGGACAAGUUCAGUGUGAAAUGCUCAUGUUAUGAGGGCUGGGAGCUGGAGCCAGACAUGGAGAACUGCAGAAGCACAGAUCCCUUUAAGCCGUUCAUUAUCUUCUCGAACCGCCAUGAGAUCCGCCGUAUCGAUCUCAACAAAGGGGAAUUUAGCGUGUUGGUGCCUGGUUUGAGAAAUACCAUUGCCUUGGACUUCCAUCUGAGCCAGAGUGCGCUCUAUUGGACAGAUGUGGUGGAGGAUAAGAUCUACCGUGGGAAGCUGUCUGAGAAUGGGGCUCUGACAAGCUUCGAUGUGGUGAUCCAGUAUGGACUGGCUACCCCAGAGGGCCUGGCUGUGGACUGGAUAGCAGGAAACAUUUACUGGGUAGAAAGUAACCUGGAUCAGAUUGAGGUGGCCAGGCUAGAUGGGACCAUGAGGACCACGCUGCUGGCUGGAGAAGUUGAGCAUCCUCGAGCAAUUGCCCUUGACCCUCGUGACGGGAUCCUCUUCUGGACUGACUGGGACGCCAGCCUGCCCAGGAUAGAAGCAGCAUCCAUGAGUGGUGAAGGCCGGAAAACCAUCCACAAAGAAACUGGCAAUGGAGGCUGGCCAAAUGGACUGACUGUUGACUAUUUAGAGCGCCGCAUCCUUUGGAUUGAUGCCAGGUCUGAUGCCAUUUACUCGGCCAAAUACGAUGGGUCAGGACUCAUUGAGGUUCUGAGGGGCCAUGAGUACCUGUCGCACCCCUUCGCUGUCACCAUGUACGGUGGGGAGGUUUACUGGACAGACUGGAGGACCAACACACUGGCAAAGGCAAACAAGUGGACCGGCAGCAAUGUUACCGUGGUCCAGAGAACCAAUACGCAACCUUUUGACUUGCAAGUGUACCAUCCGUCCAGACAGCCAGAGGCUCCAAACCCAUGUGCGGCCAAAGAUGGCAAGGAUCCAUGUUCUCAUCUGUGCCUCAUUAACUAUAAUCAGACCUUCUCCUGUGCCUGUCCUCAUCUCAUGAAACUCGGUCCAGACAAACGCACCUGCUUCGAGUCUCGUCAGUUCCUGCUUUAUGCUCGCCAGAUUGAGAUUCGCGGAGUAGACAUCGACAAUCCCUACUACAACUACAUUAUCUCCUUCACUGUUCCGGACAUCGACAAUGUGACCGUGGUGGACUAUGAUGCCCUAGAGCAUCGCAUCUACUGGUCAGACGUUCGAACCCAAACAAUAAAGAGAGCAUUUAUUAAUGGUACUGGAGUGGAGACCGUCGUGUCUGCAGAUCUCCCCAAUGCUCAUGGUCUUGCGGUGGACUGGGUGUCCAGAAACCUAUUCUGGACCAGCUAUGAUGCCAACAAGAAACAGAUCAACGUUGCCAGACUGGAUGGCUCCUUCAAGAAUGCUGUGAUACAGGGUCUGGACAAGCCGCACUGUCUUGUGCUGCAUCCAAUUCUGGGGAAGCUCUACUGGACAGAUGGAGACAACAUCAGCAUGGCCAACACAGACGGCAGCAACCGCAGCUUGUUGUUCACCAACCAGAAAGGCCCAGUUGGUCUCUCCAUCGACUUUGACACUGAGCAGCUUUACUGGAUCAGCUCAGGAAAUAGCACCAUCAACAGAUGCAAACUGGAUGGAUCUGGACUGGAGGUGCUAGAGGGAAUGAAAGGAAAGCUCUCUAAGGCUACUGCCCUGGCCAUCAUGGGAGAGAAAUUGUGGUGGGCAGACCAAGGAACAGACCAAAUAGGAAUCUGUGACAAGAAGGAUGGUGGCAAUUGGAAAGUCUUGAGAAACAGCACUUCCCCGAUGAUGCACAUGAAAAUCUACAAUGAAACUGUUCAGAAAGGCACCAAUCUGUGCAGCAAUAACAACGGAGACUGUUCCCAGCUGUGCCUCCCCACCUCCCCAACCACCAGAGCCUGCAUGUGCACAGCAGGGUACAGCCUUCGUAGAGGCCAGCAGUCUUGUGAAGGUGUCGGCUCUUUCCUUUUGUAUUCUGUGCAUGAGGGGAUCCGCGGCAUUCCAUUGGAUCCAUCUGACAAGUCUGAUGCCCUAGUACCUGUGUCAGGCACUUCCCUGGCUGUGGGCAUAGAUUUCCAUGCAGACAAUGACACCAUCUACUGGGUGGAUAUGGGCCUGAGCACCAUCAGCAGGGCCAAGAGAGACCAGACCUGGAGAGAGGAUGUGGUCACUAAUGGCAUUGGCAGGGUCGAGGGCAUUGCUGUCGACUGGAUAGCAGGGAACAUCUAUUGGACGGAUCAGGGCUUUGAUGUGAUUGAGGUAGCCAGACUUAACGGCUCCUUCCGUUAUGUGGUGAUAUCCCAGGGCUUGGACAAACCUCGCGCCAUCACUGUGCACCCUGCGAAAGGCUACUUGUUCUGGACGGAGUGGGGACAGUAUCCUCGCAUUGAACGCUCGCGUCUUGACGGCUCGCAGAGGGCUGUUCUGGUAAAUGUCAGCAUCAGUUGGCCCAAUGGCAUUUCCAUCGACUACGAGGAUGGUUUGUUGUACUGGUGCGAUGCCAGGACUGAUAAAAUUGAGCGCAUCAACCUGGAGACGGGAGAAAACAGGGAAGUGGUGCUUGCCAACAACAACAUGGACAUGUUCUCCGUGUCCGUGUUUGAGAGCUACAUCUACUGGAGCGAUAGGACUCAUGCCAACGGUUCUAUAAAAAGAGGGAAUAAAGACAAUGCCACAGACUCUGUAUCUCUGAGGACCGGUAUUGGUGUUCAGCUCAAAGACAUCAAGGUUUUCAACCGGGCCAGGCAGCAGGGUACAAAUGUGUGCAAGGACAACAACGGUGGCUGCCACCAGCUUUGUCUUUUCCGGGGAAAUGGACAGCGGACGUGUGCCUGUGCCCACGGCAUGCUGGCCGAAGAUGGCCAAAGCUGCAGAGACUAUGAUGGCUAUCUCCUCUACUCUGAGCGAACAAUACUAAAGAGUGUUCAUCUUUCGGAUGAAAACAACCUCAACGCCCCGAUAAAACCAUUUGAGGACCCUGAGCACAUGAAGAACGUCAUCGCAUUGACUUUUGACUACCGAGGAGGGGGAGGGAAAGGAGCCAAUCGCAUCUUCUUCAGCGACAUCCACUUCGGAAACAUCCAGCAGAUCAGUGACGAUGGCUCUGAUCGCAAGACUGUAGUAGAGAAUGUGGGUUCAGUGGAGGGUUUGGCGUACCAUAGAGGAUGGGAUAUGCUCUAUUGGACCAGCUACACUACCUCUACUAUCACCCGACACACUGUGGAUCAGAGCCGUUGGGGAGCUGUCGACCGUCACACUGUGGUUACAAUGUCUGGUGAUGAUCACCCCAGAGCCUUCGUCCUUGACGAGUGUCAGAGUCUGAUGUUCUGGACCAACUGGAAUGAGCAGUCUCCCAGUAUCAUGCGGGCCACUCUCACCGGUGCCAAUGUACUUGUAAUCAUUGGUACAGACAUCCGAACUCCCAACGGCCUGGCCAUAGACCACCGUGCUGAGAAACUGUACUUUUCCGACGCCACUCUUGACAAGAUAGAACGCUGCGAGUAUGAUGGCAGUCGACGAUAUGUGGUGCUGAAGAACGAACCGGUCCAUCCGUUUGGCCUGGCUGUGUACGGAGACUAUAUCUUCUGGACUGACUGGGUGAGGCGAGCUGUGCUGAGAGCUGACAAAUAUACUGGAGGAGACAUGAAGGUUCUUCGUGCUGACAUACCCCAGCAGCCCAUGGGCAUUGUAGCCGUGGCUAAUGACACCAACAGCUGUGAGUUCUCUCUAUGCCGUUUUAACAAUGGAGGAUGUCAGGACCUUUGUUUGCUCACUUCUGAGGGAAGGGUUAACUGCAGUUGCCGUGGCGACAGGAAGCUUUUGGAAGACAACACUUGCAUAGCUCAGAACACAACUUGUAACGUCAUUGAUGAGUUUGAGUGUGGAAAUGGAGACUGUGUCAAUUACACCCUGACAUGUGACGGCAAGCCCCACUGCAAGGACAAGUCCGAUGAGAAGCAGUCAUAUUGUGCAAACCGUGUGUGUAAGAAGGGCUACAGACGCUGCACGAAUGGCCGCUGUGUGGAACACAGUGUUUGGUGUAAUGGGCAUGACAACUGUGGAGACAAUUCUGAUGAGCUCUUCUGCAAUGCCUCCUUGUGUUCGGCUGAUCAGUUCCAGUGCAGAGGUGGUGGCUGCAUCAGCAAUUCCAGCAAGUGUAACCAAAAAGUGGACUGUGAGGAUGCCAGUGACGAAAUGAACUGCUAUGCUACUGACUGCUCAAGCUAUUUCCACCUGGGCGUGAAGGGAAUGACAUUUCAGAAGUGCGAGUUUACUACUCUCUGCUACGCCCCCUCCUGGAUCUGUGAUGGUGCAAAUGACUGCGGGGACUUGUCAGAUGAGAGAAACUGCCCAGGGAGUGGAAAAACAAAGUGUCCGCCUCCUUUCUUCGCCUGUCCCAGCGGUCGUUGUAUCCCCAUGAGCUGGACCUGUGACAAGGAAUAUGACUGUGAGAAUGGAGCGGAUGAGGCUCACUGUGAUAAAUUCUGCUCCGCCUCUCAGUUUGAGUGUGGGAACCACCGCUGCAUUUCCAACCGCUGGGUGUGUGAUGGAGCCGAUGACUGUGGUGACGGCACUGAUGAAGACAGCAAGUGCAAAACAAAAACCUGCAGCCCUGAAGCGUUUCAGUGUCCCGGUUCUCACAUGUGUAUUCCACAACACUGGAAAUGUGAUGGAGACAAAGACUGCCCCGAUGGAGCUGACGAGAGCGUGAAGGUUGGCUGCGUCUUCAACAACACAUGCAGCGAUAACGAGUUCAUGUGCCAAAACCGCCAGUGUAUCCCCAAACACUUUGUGUGUGACCACGACAAGGACUGCAGUGAUGGCUCGGAUGAGUCACCGGAGUGUGAAUAUCGAACCUGUGGACCCAAUGAAUUCCGCUGUGCCAACGGGCGCUGCAUCAACCAGAGCUCAUGGCAGUGCGAUGGAGACUUCGACUGUCAUGACCGUUCAGAUGAAGCGCCCAUCAAUCCACGCUGCACAAGCACAGACAAGAAGUGCAAUGACACAGCAUAUGCCUGCGCCAACGGCAACUGUAUCAACGAGACACUACUCUGUGAUCACAAAGACGACUGCGGGGACGGUACUGAUGAGCUCAACUGCUUCAUCAAUGAAUGUCUGAACCACAAGCUUAGCGGCUGCUCGCAGCUGUGUGAGGACCUCAAGAUUGGAUUCAAGUGCCGAUGCCACCCAGGCUUCCGCCUUAAAGUGGAUGGAAAAACAUGUGUGGACAUCGAUGAGUGUACAACCACCUACCCGUGCACGCAGCGGUGUAUUAAUACACGCGGCAGCUACCACUGCAUGUGUGUGGAGGGAUUCCAGAUCAGCCCAGAAAACCCAACAAUAUGCAAAUCUACCUCAGAUGAGGAGCCGUUCCUGAUAUUUGCCAACAGAUACUACCUGAGGAAGCUGAACUUGGAUGGUUCCAACUACACACUUCUCAAACAGGGCUUGAACAAUGCAGUGGCUCUGGACUUUGACUACCGGCAGCAGAUGAUUUACUGGACAGAUGUGACGACACAGGGCAGCAUGAUCCGACGCAUGCACAUCAAUGGCAGCGAUGUUCAGGUUCUUCAUCGCACAUCACUUAGCAACCCAGAUGGACUGGCAGUUGAUUGGGUUGGAGGGAACCUCUACUGGUGUGACAAGGGGCGGGACACUAUUGAGGUCUCCAAGCUGAAUGGAGCGUACCGGACCGUCUUGGUCAACAACGGCCUGAGAGAGCCUCGUGCUGUAGCUGUGGAUGUACGCUAUGGGUACCUGUACUGGUCAGACUGGGGCGACAGCCCUCACAUUGGGAGAAUUGGGAUGGACGGCACGAAAAGGAGUAACAUCAUCGAGGAUAAGAUCACCUGGCCCAAUGGCCUGACUCUGGACUUUGUCAACGACCGUAUCUACUGGGCGGAUGCCAGGGAAGACUACAUUGCUUUUGCCAGCCUGGAUGGAAGCAACAGACACACUGUUCUGACUCAGGACAUCCCCCACAUCUUUGCAAUGACUUUGUUUGAGGAAUACAUCUACUGGACCGACUGGGAGACAAAAUCUAUCAACAGAGCGCACAAGACUCUUGGUAUCAACAAGACGAUGUUGAUCAGCACCCUGCACCGACCCAUGGACGUCCAUAUCUACCACCCGUACCGCCAGCCGGACGUUGCUGACCAUCCAUGCCAGAUUAACAACGGAGGGUGCAGCAACUUGUGUCUACUGUCACCAGGAGGUGGCUACAAAUGCGCCUGCCCAACCAAUUUUUACCUGGCAGCGGAUGGGAAACAGUGUUUGUCAAACUGCACCGCCAGCCAGUUUGUCUGCAAAAACGACAAGUGCAUUCCAUUCUGGUGGAAGUGUGACACCGAAGACGAUUGUGGGGAUCGAUCGGAUGAGCCCGCAGACUGCCCGGAGUUCAAGUGUCGGCCAGGCCAGUUCCAGUGCCGAACAGGAAUCUGCACAAACCCAGCCUACAUCUGUGACGGAGACAACGACUGCCAAGACAAUUCUGAUGAGGCCAAUUGCGACAUCCAUGUGUGUCUGCCCAGCCAGUUUAAGUGUACUCACCCCAGCCGCUGCAUUCCCGGCAUCUUCCGCUGCAAUGGGCAGGACAACUGUGGCGAGGGCGAGGACGAGAAAGAUUGCCCGGAAGUCACCUGUGCCCCCAACCAGUUCCAGUGUGCCAUUACCAAGCGCUGCAUUCCUCGUGUCUGGGUUUGUGACCGGGACAACGACUGCGUGGACGGAUCUGAUGAGCCGGCCAACUGCACUCAAAUGACUUGUGGAGUGGAUGAGUUCCGCUGUAAGGACUCAGGCCGAUGCAUCCCGGCGCGUUGGAAAUGUGACGGAGAGGACGACUGUGGAGACGCUUCCGAUGAACCCAAAGAAGAGUGUGACGAGCGGACGUGUGAGCCGUACCAGUUCCGCUGCAAGAACAACCGCUGUGUGCCAGGCCGCUGGCAGUGCGAUUACGACAAUGACUGUGGGGACAACUCUGACGAAGACAAGUGUGUGCCUCGCCAGUGUUCCGAGAGUGAGUUCGCCUGCACAAAUGGCCGCUGCAUUGCUGGGCGCUGGAAGUGUGACGGAGAUCACGACUGCGCCGACGGCUCAGAUGAGAAUGGCUGCGAUGUGAAGUGUGACAGCGAUCAGUUCCAGUGCAAGAAUGGCCAUUGCAUCCCAAUUCGCUGGCGGUGCGAUGCUGAUGCGGACUGUAUGGACGGAAGUGAUGAGGAGAAAUGUGACAGUGGUGUAGGUAGACACUGCCCCCUGGAUGAGUUCCAGUGCAACAACACUCUGUGCAAACCUCUGGGCUGGAAGUGUGACGGUGAGGACGACUGCGGCGAUAACUCGGACGAGAACGCGGAGGAGUGUGUGAAGUUCCAGUGCCCUCCCAUGAGGCAAUUCCGCUGCCACAAUGACCGGGUUUGUCUGCCCUUAUCAAAGCGCUGCGAUGGUGUCAACAACUGUGGUGACAACAGUGAUGAACUCAACUGCUUGCCUCCUUCAACUCCAAUAUGCCACAAGGAUGAGUUCAGGUGCUCCAAUGGACGCUGCAUUAGCUCCAUCCUGCGCUGCAACUACUUCAACGACUGUGAAGAUUAUGGUUCUGAUGAAAUGAACUGUAAUAAGAAAGACACAGUGCUCAACGAUUGCAACAGCAACCGAACGGUGUGUGGGGAUGGAGAUGAAGCCCACUGUGUGGUGAACGGAACCAGCAGUUUCUGCUCCUGCAAGCCUGGAUUCCAGUCUAAUGGACGCAACAGAUGUGAAGAUAAGAAUGAAUGCAGUCAAUUUGGAGUCUGUUCCCACAUCUGCAACAACACCAAAGGGUCCUACAAGUGCAUCUGCCACAAGUACUUCAGCCGAGUCAAUGACACCUGCAAAGCGGACAGCCCGAGACAAGUCCUCUAUAUUGCCGACGACAACGAGAUCCGUAGCCUGGACCCUUUCAUGCCGAGUUGGCGGUACGAACAGAUCUUCCAGGGCGACGCCAACGUGCGCAUCGAUGCGAUGGACCUGCAUGUGAAGACGAACCGCAUUUACUGGACAAACUGGCACACUGGUCGCAUUUCUUCUUAUGAAUUACCCUCGUCCUCGUCUUCGCCCAACAACAACCGACACAGGCGCCAGACUGACUCCAGAAUCACCAACCUUGAGAUUCCUGACCUGAAGAUGCCCAGAGGUAUCGCUGUGGAUUGGGUGGCAGGAAACCUGUACUGGACAGACUCGGGGCGGGAUGUGAUCGAAGUGGCUCAGUUAACCGGAGGACGCCAUCGGAAGACUCUCAUCUCUGGCAUGAUAGACGAGCCUUACGCCAUCGUCGUCGACCCCCCGAGAGGGAAAAUGUACUGGGCUGACUGGGGAAACCAUCCCAAGAUAGAAACGGCUGCGAUGGAUGGAACAAUGAGAGAGACUCUGGUCGAAGAAAACAUUCAAUGGCCGACAGGUCUUGCCGUGGACUAUUAUAACCAGCGACUGUACUGGGCCGACGCCAAGCUCUCUUUGAUUGGCAGCGUGCGUCUGAAUGGCAGCGAUGCUGUCGUGGCUGCGAACGCCUUUAAGAACAAGCUCCACCACCCCUUCAGUAUCGACGUCUUCGAAGACUACAUCUACGGCAUCACCUACAUCAACAACUACGUCUUCAGGGUGAACAAGUUUGGCAAAGGUCAUGUGGAGAACCUCACCACGGGCAUGAAUCACGCCACAGAUUUAGUUCUGUAUCAUCGCAACAAGCAGCCCGAGAUGACCAACUCCUGCGACAAGAAGAAAUGCGAGUGGUUGUGUCUGCUCAGCCCGAGUGGCCCAGUGUGUACCUGUCCCAAUGGACGCACACUUGACAACGGCACCUGUGUGGAGCUGCCCACGCCCACACAGUCUCCUGUCUCUCCUCCCAGUGGCCCGUGUCUGGUCCAGUGUCUGAACGGAGGAAGCUGCUUCCUGAACGCGCACAAACAGCCCAAAUGUCGGUGUCAGCCCAAUUACGGUGGGGACCGCUGUGAGAUUGACCAGUGCAGAGACUACUGCAAGAACGGAGGGACUUGCACACCGUCCCCUACAGGCUCUCCCACCUGCCGCUGCCCGAGGGGCUUCACUGGACCGAACUGCAACCUUAAAACGUGCCAGGAUUACUGCAAGAAUGGAGGCAACUGCACCGUCAGUGCCGGAAACCAGCCGACUUGCGCUUGUCCUGCUGAUGCUCUUGGCGAUCAGUGCCAGUACCGAAGCUGUGAGGGUCACUGCCUGAACAAAGGAACAUGCCUGCAGACGGCCACGGGCUCCAAACAGUGCCGCUGCCCACCACAGUACACCGGCAGCACCUGUGAGAUCGACAAGUGCCACUACUGUCGAGACGGCGAGUGCAUCCCCAGCAACAGUUUCACCACCACGGGAGGCUUCACCUGUCGCUGCUCCAACGGACGCAUCCAGCCCAGCUGCUACUCCUGCGACACCAACGAGUAUUGUGCAAACGGCCAGUGCUCCAUCAACCCGCUCACUCACCUGCCUGAGUGCAAAUGCUCCCCAGGCUGGAUGGGCCAUCGCUGCAAGGCUGUGGCCACGAGCGAGGGCGCUGCAGACACAGGAGGACGUACCGCCUCCAUCCUGAUCCCCGUGCUGCUCCUGCUGCUGCUGCUCCUGCUGGCUGCUGGAGCAUUCGCCUGGUACAGAAGAAGGAUGAGAGGGUCUAGCCGGCCCGGCAAAACCGGCUCCAGACGCUUGCGGGCCAAGGGCUUCCAGCACCAGCGGAUGACCAACGGAGCCAUGAACGUGGAGAUUGGAAAUCCGGCCUACAAGAUCUAUGAAGGCGAGCAGGACGAUGACGCUGGAGAGCUGCUGGACGCCGACUUCGCGCUGGAUCCCGAUAAGCCCACCAACUUCACCAACCCGGUGUAUGCCACGCUCUACAUGGGGGCGCACAACAGUCGCAACUCUCUGGCCAGCACAGACGAGAAGAAGGAGCUGCUGUCACGUGGCGAUGAGGAGCCUCUCGUCGACCCGCUGGCGUAGACCCGCCCACCACCGCCGCCAACCCUCGGAUCACAUUACUCCAAACAUGUCCCUCUUCUUGCCUUUUAAGAAAGAUUUAACAAAAAAAAACUGUCGAAAAAAAUCCACAAAAAGCCAGAAAAUUAAGAAAAAGUGUGAACACUGUAUAAAAUGUACAAAAAUGAAGGACUACUUUUGUAUGUGAUUGCAGUAUUAUAUUUUGUUCUUUUGAGAUUCCUCUGCUCAAAAAUAACAUUUUCUAUGAGAGAUUUUUAAUUUACACUUGUCCCGCACCCUUUACCUAAAUAGUCACUACCUCUGUGCAAAAAAAUGAAAUGGAAAUAAGAAAAUUAGAAUCAUCAGAGCAAUUUUAAUUUUUUAUUUUUGUAUGAAUUGUAUAGACGUGAGAGAGAAGAGUCAUGAUUCCAUUUCAGCAGUGCCAACGUGUUGUUUGUAUGAGCUUUGAGCGGGGAAGCAGAACUCGAGGUGUUUUUUUUCUAAACCGGUACGCGUGUUGCUGAGGUCGUGUUGGGGUGAAGAGGGAUGGAGUCGUGACGUUCAGCACCUGGUGGCGACUUGAGGUGUGUCGCCGGCCUUGCACAGAAGUCAUGUUAGGGUUCAAGUCUAGUUAGUUUUUAAUCAUAUCGGACGAAGAAGUGUGGAUUCAAACAUUCCAGCUCGACGGCGGACGAACAUUCCCACGGCGAAUAAAGUGGGGUUGAGGGGAGUGUAGCGGUGCGAGUAAAGGAAGUGGUUCAGACAAAGAAGAGAGGCCUUCACUUAGUCUUUUCUUUUCUUCCGGUCCAUCGUUUCAGUGUUUUCCCUUCCGUGGAUGGAAGUCUGUACGCCGCAGUUUUGUGACGACUCGUCGUUGAAGUGCAUUAUGUUAGUUCCUGUCCCGCUGCUGCUAACGCCGCCAUCCUGGUCCGUACGCGGUCUCGCCUCGGUCCCCAAAUGCUGCUUCUGUCAUAAAUGUGUCAGCCAUAUUUUAGUGCAUGUUAAAAGAAAAGAAAAAAAACGACGCCAAUCCUGAAUAUAAUAGCACGUUUUUGUGUUGCUUCUCCUGUCGGCAAGUGUUACUUUUUUUACAAUUUUUUUUUUUUUUUUUUUAAUUGAGAAAAGUACAA
This is a messenger RNA of Synchiropus splendidus (mandarinfish), 15235 nucleotides long. RefSeq names its product low-density lipoprotein receptor-related protein 1-like. Lineage: Eukaryota; Metazoa; Chordata; Actinopteri; Syngnathiformes; Callionymidae. The coding region runs from base 423 to 14129 and encodes 4568 amino acids. The record is from RefSeq and is a predicted model, not a curated record. Gene Ontology annotation, molecular function: protein binding; calcium ion binding. The transcript has 90 exons.